Messenger RNA from Ceutorhynchus assimilis (cabbage seed weevil), 3867 nucleotides. The record is from the annotation of a GenBank genome assembly. NCBI's taxonomy places the organism in Eukaryota, Metazoa, Arthropoda, Insecta, Coleoptera, Curculionidae.
UACUCCGGAAUCCAUGGUCUUAGAAUGACAUUUUUGCAAUGUAGAUUAUGUCAUUUUUUGUUUUGAUGACAGUAAAAAAAAAACAAAUAAUUUCAAGAAAUUGAAUAAUUGAAAUUAUCGUGCAAGCAAGCGUAGUUCUCCAUUAUAUUCAUAAAAAUAUUUUGUGGAAUCACAGUUAAGCGAUUAUCUGAAAAUCUGAAAAUCCAUUAUGGGUAAAAAAGGAAAGAAGAAGCCGCAAGAGACUGGUGAUCAACCAGCCCCUGCAGGGCCUUCUGGACCCAAACCGGGUCCUGGACCUCAACCGGGUCCAUCUGGAGAUCAGCAGAAAAAGGGGAAAGGUAAAGCCGUACCCUCUGAUCAACCACCUUCUGGUCAUCAGCCUGGGCCAUCUGGUGAUGCUCCGCAACCACAACAUCAACAGCAAAAAGGGAAAGGUAUGAAAGGUGGGCCCGCUCCACAGCAACCACCGCCACCAUUUGCUCAGCAGCCCCAGGCAGCAGGUCAGCCACCACCAAAACCUGCAUGGGGUCAACCAAGAGGACCAGCCCCUCAACAAUGGCAACAAGCUUCAGCGCAGCCACAACAGCAACCAGGAGCGCCCAAACAACAGCAACAAGCUCCGGCUCAACCUCCACAACAGGGUUGGGGAGCUAGAAAAGGACAAGAAGCGCAGCAGCAUGGUAUGCAACAGAGAGGCCCACAACAUCAACAACAAGGAGGCCCCCAACAACAGCGAGGACAACAACAGCAACAACAGGGUCCACCACAGCAGCAACAACAGGGUCCACCACAGCAGCAACAAUGGGGCUCGCAGCAUCAACAACAGGGUCCCCCACAGCAGCAACAACGGGGUCCACGUCAACAGCAACAAAGAGGCCCACAACAACAAGGAGGCCCACAACAACAGCAACGGGGCCCACCACAGCAACAAUGGGGCUCGCAGCAUCAACAACAGGGUCCCCCACAGCAGCAACAAGGGGGUCCACCUCAACAGCAACAAAGAGGCCCAGCACAACAGCAACAGAGAGGCCCACAACAACAACAGGGCCCACCACAGCAACAAUGGGGCUCACAACAACAACAGAGUCCACCACAACAACAGGUUCUACCCCAACAGCAACAACCGAUUUCACCACAACAACAGCAGAAAGGUCCACAACAACGAGGCCAACAACAACAACACCGAGGCCCACCCCAACGAGGUGCAGAAAAACCACAGCAGCCACUAGCAUCGUCCAUGCAACAACUACAGUUGAGGAGUAAUGCAGGCGAUGCCAAUCUCGUGUCAACUUCAAGGAAGAAGCAUGGAACUCGUGGAAGGAUUAUCAAGGUGGAAUCCAAUCAUUUACAGUUGAAUCUUGGAAAAUUGGAAACUGCCUAUCAUUAUGAUGUGACCAUCGAGCCGGAAUUGCCAAGAAGAAUGAUGAGGCCGGUCAUGGAUGCCUUUAGGAGACAGUAUUUCCCUCAAAGAUGGCCCGCUUUCGACGGCAGAAAAAAUUUAUACACUUCCUCGCCGCUCACUGAUAAUCUUAAUGACAUAUUCGAGCACGAAAUAACUAUUAACGAAGACGAUGGUCGUCCAAAAAAGUUCCAGGUUGUGAUUAAAUUUGCAAACAAAGUUGAUCUGAGACCGUUGAAGGAUUUUUUAAAUUCGCCGGCUACGCCGCAAGAGGCGCUGCAAGUGGUGGAUAUUGUUCUCAGGAUGGCACCUCUAGAAACUUGUUUUCCAGUAGGCAGGUCGUUUUUCGUUAAACCUACUGAGGGAAUUCUGGAUUUAGGAGAAGGCAUGGAAAUGUACCAUGGAUUCUACCAAUCGGCAAUUAGAGGAUGGAAACCGUUGUUGAACAUCGAUGUGGCGCAUAAAGCUUUUCCACAAAAUGUCAACUGUGUAGAAGCUUUAGCCCAACUUCUUUCUACUUUUAGACAAAAAGUUAGUAAAGAGUCCUUGGUGCGUCUUCAAGAUUAUCAAAAAAAAACUUUGGAAAAAUACGUCAGACAACUGAGAGUGUGCUAUGAAAUACCUGGACAUCCAGGUUCUAAGAAAGUCUACAGAUGCAACGGUUUGGGAGAUCCGGCUAGUCACGCAACGUUCGAAAGCAAUGGUCAGCGAAUGACCGUUUUAGAAUACUUUUUGAGACAGAAAAAUUGCCGUUUGCGAUAUCCAGAUUUACCAACUUUGUGGGUCGGUAGUUUGCAGAGGAAGAUUUUGUUACCCAUGGAGUUCUGUCAAAUUUUGGAAGGACAAGCGGUUAAUAGGAAGAUGACAGAAAAUCAAACCAGUAACAUGAUUAAGCAAGCAGCUACGAGUACAACAGUCCGCAAACAGAAAAUAAUGCGCGGAAUCAAUCAGGCAAAUCAUAACGCUAGUCCUUAUGUGCGCGAGUUUGGUUUUUCCGUUGGAAACGAGUUCCAGCAGUUGGACGCUCGUGUUUUGGAACCGCCCCAGCUGCAGUAUUUGAACAGAAACGUGCGCGUUCAAAAAGGAGUCUGGAGAAGCGAACAAUUCUUGCAACCGGCGACAGUGAACACAUGGACCAUUGCAACAAUCUGUCGUUAUGCGCCUAGAGUUGACGAUCUUAAAAAUUUGGCCAGUAUGAUUAUAAAAACUGCAAGAGAAGUUGGAAUGAUUUUGGGUGAACCGGUUUUCCCUUUCGGCAAUAUCGGAGGGCGUCAGUCCAGUGCCGAAUGCGAACAAUAUUUUCGCAGUCAAAAAGGCAAAUUUGACAUUAUUUUUGUCGUAGUGCCAGACAGCGGCCCUCAAUACUCGUUUGUAAAAAAAGCCGCCGAAAUUGCAGUAGGUUGUCUGACCCAGUGCAUCAAAUCCAACACAGUGGCCAGAAAAAUUAACCCACAAACUGUCCUCAACAUUAUGUUGAAAGUCAAUAGCAAAUUGAAUGGGGUUAAUCACACUUUUACCAAAGAGGUUAAGCCUAAAGCCCUGUGCCGUCCCUGUAUGAUUAUGGGAGCAGAUGUUACGCAUCCAGGACCGGAUGCCAGGAACAUUCCUAGCGUCGCUGCCGUUACGGCCUCUCAUGAUCCGAAAGCUUUUCAAUAUAAUAUAUGUUGGAGGCUACAAAAUCCGACAGUUGAAAUUAUUGCCGAUUUGGAAGCCAUAGUGAUAGAGCAUUUGAUGUUCUUCUAUAAAAAAACAAAAGUCAAGCCCGAAAAAAUUGUUUUCUUCAGGGACGGAGUGUCCGAAGGGCAAUUCGAAAAAGUUAAGCAAGAUGAGAUUCGCGCCAUAAGAGCCGGGUGUAAAAAAUUGCAAGCGGAUGGUUACGAGCCGAAAAUUACGUUUUUGGUUGUGCAGAAAAGGCAUCAUACACGAUUGUUCCCGAAGAAUCAAAGAGAUUCGGAUGACAGGAACUUCAACGUACCAGCAGGUACAUGCGUAGAUACAGAAAUAGUCCACCCCUUCUUACAAGAUUUCUACUUGGUUUCCCAUGCCAGUAUUCAAGGUGUAGCGAAACCGACAAAAUACUGUACUUUGUGGGACGACAACGACAUGGACAAUGACGAAGUGGAGCAGUUAAGUUACUAUUUGUGUCACAUGUUCACACGAUGCAACAGAUCCGUCAGUUAUCCUGCCCCGACCUACUAUGCUCACUUGGCUGCUGCAAGAGCCAAAGUUUAUAUUGAAACUGAAGACCAUUUGGACAUGCAAAGAUUGAAUGAGGAAUUCAAGAGAUUCCAAAUUCAGACAAGUAUCCAAAAGGAAUUACCCAUGUUCUUUGUUUAAAAUGAUGGGCUUUUUAUUACUUUUUAUCUUAUUGGAAUUGAUUUUUUUUUUUUUUUUAGAGUUCAUAAUUUAGUGAGGUUAUAUUUUGAGCAUGUAUACUUUUGAGUAAAUAAAAUGAUCCCUAAAAUUAA